Meloidogyne enterolobii is the source of this 468-nucleotide messenger RNA. Lineage: Eukaryota; Metazoa; Nematoda; Chromadorea; Rhabditida; Meloidogynidae. The record is from the annotation of a GenBank genome assembly.
GAAAAAAAUCAAGAAUUUAAAUUGGCAAAUAAAUAUAGUUUAAAUUUUUUGGUUUGGGUAAUUUGGGUAGACAAAAAAUUUGAGGAAAAGAAUGAAGAAAUUGAAUAUUUAAAUAAAAUGUGGGUAUUUAGAAGAAGUUAUUAUUUUAGUAAAUAUGAUGAAUUAUUUGAAUUAAAAAAUAAAAAUGAAUUGGAAAAGGAAGGAAAUUUAAUGAAUAAAAUACAAUUUGGAAUUUGGAAGAAUUUAAAAGAAGAAAAUAAAAAUAAAUUAAUUAAAAAUUGGAAGGAUAUAGAAAAUGGAAAAUAUUUGGGGAAUAAACAAGAAAUGGAAGAAUUUGAAGAAUUUUUGAAUGAAGAAAUGGAAAAAGUUUUGGAAAAAGAAAUUAAUUGGGAAGAAGAAAAUUUGGAAAAUAAUGAAAGAGAAGAAAGGAAGGAAUUGUAUAAAAUUGUGAUUAAAGGUAUAAAUUAG